Rosa rugosa (rugosa rose) is the source of this 6260-nucleotide messenger RNA. RefSeq names its product 1-phosphatidylinositol-3-phosphate 5-kinase FAB1B. Gene Ontology annotation, molecular function: metal ion binding; 1-phosphatidylinositol-3-phosphate 5-kinase activity; ATP binding. The transcript is spliced from 11 exons. Gene Ontology annotation, cellular component: endosome membrane. NCBI's taxonomy places the organism in Eukaryota, Viridiplantae, Streptophyta, Magnoliopsida, Rosales, Rosaceae. The record is from RefSeq and is a predicted model, not a curated record. Bases 387 to 5870 code for a protein of 1827 amino acids. Gene Ontology annotation, biological process: phosphatidylinositol phosphate biosynthetic process.
UUUUUUCUUUCAGCUUCUGGGUCUCUAAAUAUACUGUUCUUGUUUCUGUCCCCCCCUUUGCUCAAGAUUAUGUUUUUGAAGUGGUUCUUGGAAUUCAAGAGGGUUUUAUUAUUUAAGUCAGAAGUUAAGGGGGAAGUAGAGUCUUGGUUUUAACUCGGGUUUCUCUAUUGGUUCCAGGUUCUGAUGAAGAAUUUGUCUCUUGAAUUCCAAUUGCGGCCUUGAUGAUUUCAGAAACUGGUGUUGCAUUUUUGUUGAAGUGCUGAUCAGAAGCUUCAGUGGUUGAAUUUUUUUCGUUUCUGUCUUUGGGGUGAGUUUCCAUCUAGAGUGUGGCUUUGUAACUUGUCAGUCUGGCAAAUGAACAGGACAGCAGAGUAUCUUGUUUGUCGAUGGCUGCCCCCAAUAAGUUUUUUUCUCAGUUUAUUUCCAUGGUGAAAUCAUGGAUCCCUUGGCGAUCUGAGCCGGCUAAUGUUUCGAGGGAUUUUUGGAUGCCUGAUGAUAGCUGUAGGGUAUGUUAUGAGUGUGAUGCACAGUUCACUGUAUUUAACCGUAAACAUCAUUGUAGACUUUGUGGACGAGUUUUCUGUGCCAAGUGUACAGAAAACUCAAUUCCUGCCCCCUCUGGUGACUCAAGGAUAGAUCGGGAAGAGAGGGAAAGGAUUCGUGUCUGCAAUUUUUGUUACAAGCAACAUCAGCAAGGCAUAGCUGCUACUCCUGAUAAUGGAACACAGAUUGCUAUUCUAGAUCUUAGUACCUCACCAUCAGAAACAAGUUUUACUAGCUUUAAGUCAUGCGGCACUGGUAACAGCAGUAGCUUCACUAUUAACUCAAUCCCGUACUCAACUGGGCCAUACCAACGACUUCAAAACAGUUCUGGUCUUAGCCCCUGUCAAUCAUCUCCCAUGAAAACAAGCUCAGAAAAGCACAGCAAAUAUGCCUCCUGGAGGACCAAUGAUUUUGUUGCAGAUAUAGGGGAUUCAUCUCCAAAUCAUUAUGAGAUUUCAACAACCAGGAGUGAUGACGACGAUGUUGACUAUGGGACAUAUCAGUCAGAUUCUAAGAAUUAUUCUCAAGUCAAUGAUUACUAUGGUCAUGUUGAGUUUUAUGAGAUGAGCAAUCAUGAUGAAUCACAUCAGGUGCAACUUGAUGGUGAAAACAUUGAUGCAAAGCAUUUAAGCAGCUCCCCGUUACUUCACAGUUUUAACUCACAGGGUUCGGAUCCACCACUUGAAAAGAAAGAAGAUGAACAUGAUAUGGGUGAUGAAUGUGCUUCCUCUUUAUGUUCUGCAGGGGAUGUUGACAUAGAACCUGUGGAUUUUGAGAACAAUGCCCUUCUUUGGCUUCCCCCUGAACCAGAAGAUGAAGAAGAUGAAAGGGAAACUGUUCUUCUUGAUGACGACGAUGAUGGUGAUGCUGCAGGAGAGUGGGGAACCUUACGCACAUCAAGCAGUUUUGGCAGCGGGGAGUCUCGCAAUAGGGAUCGAUCAGGUGAGGAGCAUAAGAAGGUGAUGAAGAAUGUGGUUGAUGGGCACUUUAGAGCUUUGGUAGCUCAGCUAUUGCAGGUUGAGAACCUCCCUGUAGGCCAGGAAGGUGAAAAUGAAAGUUGGUUGGAGAUCAUUACGUAUCUGUCUUGGGAGGCUGCUACACUGUUAAAGCCAGAUAUGAGCAAAGGUGGAGGGAUGGAUCCUGGUGGUUAUGUAAAAGUAAAAUGCAUAGCUUCUGGACGUCCCUCUGACAGUAUGGUGGUCAAAGGAGUUGUCUGUAAGAAAAAUGUGGCUCAUCGACGAAUGGCAUCUAAAAUGGAGAAACCUCGGUUCAUGAUUCUUGGUGGUGCUCUUGAGUACCAGCGAGUUUCGAACCUAUUGUCAAGUUUUGAUACUCUUUUACAGCAGGAGAUGGACCAUUUAAAGAUGGCAGUAGCAAAGAUCGAAGCACACCACCCUGAUGUCCUUCUGGUGGAGAAAUCUGUUUCUCGAUAUGCUCAGGAAUAUCUUCUUGCAAAAGACAUAUCACUUGUUCUUAAUAUCAAGAGGCCACUUUUAGAGCGUAUGGCUCGCUGCACAGGUGCUCAAAUAGUUCCAUCUAUCGAUCAUCUCUCUUCACAAAAGUUGGGCUACUGUGAGACAUUUCAUGUGGAGAAGUUUCUGGAAGAUCUUGGUUCUGCUGGCCAGGGUGGGAAGAAACUGGUGAAGACAUUGAUGUAUUUUGAAGGCUGCCCAAAACCAUUGGGUUGUACUAUUUUACUCAGAGGUGCCAAUGGGGAUGAGUUGAAGAAAGUGAAGCAUGUGAUUCAGUAUGGGGUUUUUGCAGCAUAUCACUUGGCUUUGGAGACAUCCUUCCUUGCUGAUGAAGGUGCCUCUCUGCCUGAACUCCCAUUCCAGUCUCCAAUUACUGUGGCACUUCCUGAUAAACCAUCAAGUAUUGAGAGGUCCAUCUCAACAGUACCUGGUUUUAGAAUUGGUGCCAACGAAAAGUCUGUGGGAGCUCAACCUCAGAGUGAACCACGAAGAGCCAACAGUGUCCCGAUUACAGAUUUUGACUCUGCAAUUAAGAGUAGACCACCAUGUUUACUAACUGGUCGUAGCUCUCUACCUGUUCGUCCGACUUCAAGUUCCACAAAUUCUACUGGUUUACACUCUGCCCCACCUGGGAACAGUGUUACUUUUCAUAUCGCUGAUAAUCAAAAUGAAAUGGGCUCUAAAGAUUCUUGGGUGGUGGAAACUUCUGCAACCAAACCUGGCUCUGAUAUUAUGUCUAAUCAUCUUACUGCAAAUAGCAUAGGAUCUUCAGAGGCCCUGGGACAAGGUAUCUUCUCCGAUACCCAAAAUGAUCCAAGUGUAAAUCAGCUAGGUAGUUCAGACAAUCCAAUGCUGCAUCAAGAUGGUCAAACCCAUGCUGCAGAUGCAGGAACUAUGAAUGAAGAGUUCCCUCCGUCACCUGCUGACCAUCAGAGCAUUUUAGUUUCCUUGUCAUCUCGAUGCGUGUGGAAGGGGACUGUCUGUGAGAGGUCACAUCUGUUCCGAAUUAAAUACUACGGAAGUUUUGAUAAACCUUUAGGACGGUUUUUGCGAGACCAUUUAUUUGAUCAGACCUAUCAAUGCCAUUCUUGCGAGAUGCCAUCAGAGGCACAUGUUCAUUGUUAUACUCACCGACAGGGUACACUCACUAUAUCUGUUAAGAGGCUGCCAGAAAUUUUCUUACCAGGUGAAAGGGAAGGGAAGAUCUGGAUGUGGCACAGAUGUUUGAGGUGUCCAAGGAUCAGUGGAUUUCCUCCAGCUACUCGGAGAAUAGUGAUGUCUGAUGCUGCAUGGGGUUUGUCAUUUGGGAAGUUUUUGGAGCUCAGUUUUUCAAACCACGCGGCUGCAAGCAGGGUGGCGAGCUGUGGCCAUUCCUUACAUAGAGAUUGUCUUCGUUUCUAUGGAUUUGGGAAAAUGGUUGCUUGCUUUCGGUAUGCAUCGAUUGAUGUUCAUUCUGUCUACCUUCCACCCUCCAAACUGGACUUCAUUUCCGAGAAGCAGGAGUGGAUACAAAAAGAAACUAAUGAGGUUGUUGCCCGAGCAGAGCUUCUUUUCUCUGAAGUACUUAAUGCUCUUAGUCAAAUUUCGGAGAAAAGAUCUGGUUCAGGGUCAAUUACUAGUGGCAUUGUAACAGCUGAAUCCAGACACCAAAUAGUGGAACUGGAAGGAAUGUUACAGAAGGAGAAGGUGGAAUUUGAGGAGUUACUUCAGAAAACUUUGAAGAGAGAACCUAAGAAGGGCCAACCUGUUAACGACAUUCUGGAGAUCAAUCGAUUGCGGAGGCAGUUGUUUUUUCAAUCUUAUAUGUGGGACCACCGCUUGGUUUAUGCAGCCAGUUUAGAUAACAAGAGCUUCCAGGAUAGUUUAGAUAACAAGAGCUUCCAGGAUAGUUUGAGCAGCUCAAUUCCAGCUGAGGAUAAACCCAUGGCUACUAAUGAAAAGCUUGCUGAGAUGGAUGUAGAAAUGAAGCCAGGAAAAGGCUAUAAUAGUUGUGAUUCUUUUCUGGUGGAUGCAAUGCUUAGUGACGGCUUUGACCACAAGGGAGGCUUUACUAGCGCUGCUAUCAAUGCAGACAUGGUUCAUGGAGAGGACAUGAGUGAUGAUUUGAAUAAGGAAAAAGGUCAAGCUAAUCUCCCUACUAGCACAAGUGUCGGUGCUCAAUCUGAUCCUUUGACACCAAGGACAGCUCUUCGUAGGGUCCUAUCUGAUGGUCAGCGUCCUCUCAUGCUGAAUUUGUCAGAUACCCUUGACACUGCAUGGACCGGUGAAAAUCUCAUUGGAGUUGCGAUAGCAAAGGAGAACAUGUGUCCAGUUCCUGACUUGGCCGUAGAAAAUUCUUCAAAUGCCUCUCCGGCAGAGGGAUUAAAUUUAGACCAUGCAGAAGCCCAAAAUGGGACCAAAGCUGCCCAUUAUGUGUCACCUGCAUUGUCGACCAAGGGGUCUGAGAAUAUGGAAGACACAGUAAGCUGGUUAAAAAUGCCCUUUUUGAACUUCUACCGUUCACUAAAUAAGAACUUUUUAUCUGCUGCUCAGAAGUUUGAUACACUUGGUGGGUACAAUCCAGUCUAUGUGUCAUCCUUUCGGGAGUUGGAACUGGAAGGUGGUGCUAGGCUGCUCUUGCCUGUGGGUGAAAACGAUACUGUUGUCCCUGUAUAUGAUGAUGAGCCCACAAGUCUUAUAGCCUAUGCCCUUGUUUCAUCAGAUUAUCAGUUACAAACCAGUGAUGAGGGGGAAAGAGCAAAAGACAGUGGGGAUAUUAUGGCCGCAGUAUCUUUUACUGAUUCAGUCAUUAUGCAUCCAGAUGAUGACACUGUGUCUGAAACUCAUAGAAGUCUUGGGUCUACUGAGGAGAGCAUACUAUCAAUGUCUGGAUCUCGUGGCUCCCUGGGUUUGGAUCCACUUUUAUAUACAAAGGCUUUGCAUGCAAGAGUGUCUUUUGGAGAUGAUGGCCCUCUUGGUAAGGUUAAGUACUCUGUCACAUGUUAUUAUGCAAAGCGUUUUGAAGCCUUAAGGAAGAUGUGUUGUCCCUCUGAGCUUGAUUUUGUAAGAUCCCUAAGUCGUUGUAAAAAGUGGGGAGCCCAAGGAGGUAAGAGCAAUGUCUUUUUUGCAAAAACCUUGGAUGACCGGUUUAUCAUCAAACAAGUCACCAAGACAGAGCUGGAAUCUUUCAUUAAAUUUGCUCCUGCAUAUUUCAAGUACCUCUCUGAGUCAAUUAGCACAGGAAGUCCAACCUGCCUGGCAAAAAUUCUGGGGAUAUAUCAGGUUAUGUCAAAGCAUGUUAAGGGAGGCAAAGAAACAAAGAUGGAUGUUUUGAUUAUGGAGAAUCUUCUGUUUGGAAGGACUGUAACACGACUCUAUGAUCUCAAAGGAUCUUCGCGGUCAAGGUAUAAUCCUGAUUCUAGUGGGAGUAACAAGGUUCUGCUGGAUCAGAACUUGAUUGAAGCAAUGCCAACAUCUCCAAUCUUCGUGGGAAACAAGGCAAAGCGGCUGUUGGAGAGAGCUGUCUGGAAUGAUACCGCUUUCCUUGCCUCAAUUGAUGUGAUGGAUUAUUCACUACUGGUCGGGGUGGAUGAAGAGAAGCAUGAGCUAGUACUUGGGAUCAUUGAUUUCAUGAGGCAGUAUACAUGGGAUAAGCACCUUGAAACGUGGGUUAAAGCUUCAGGAAUCCUUGGUGGGCCAAAGAAUGCGUCUCCGACCGUAAUUUCACCAAAGCAAUACAAAAAAAGGUUCAGGAAGGCCAUGACAACCUAUUUUCUGAUGGUUCCAGAUCAGUGGUCUCCUCCAUCUAUUGUUCCAAGUACAUCCCAGUCUGAUAUCGGUGAAGAGAAUGCACACGGUAGUGCCUCGGUUGAAUGAUACUGUGAGUUAGUCCAUUUGUACAUUUUUUUUGAAGGAGGAUCACUUGUACAUUUAAGCAUGUGGUUCGGGUAUUUGACCCUGCUGCAUGAUUAUUUUUGUCAUUCCUUUUUCUUUUUCUUAUAUCCCAAUUCUUUUGUAUAGCAGUGUUUUUUGUAUUUUCUCAUUACAAGAGAAAUUCAUGAUUAUUUGAUAGAAGAUGCAGAAGAAGGCUGUUGAAGCCAUGGAUUUUUCUGUUGGGGGUAUAGUAUUAGAUGACCUCUCCAUGAAAAAUCCUUUUAGGAAUACGGUUUGAUGUAUUUAGCACCACAAAAUUUAUACAGUGAAUCCUUUAGUCCUGUAUAUCUGUAAAUGAGAUUGAUUUUAAUUUUCAGUGCCAUCUACUUGUCU